UUUAGUAAUAAAAUAAAGAAAUUAAAUAACCAUAACAAAUAGAAAGGAAUUAAUGGUUUUGGUUGUAUAUCAAUGGCCAAUCCAAGGUAGAAAAGAAGGUUCCAUUGGAACAAUUUUUUAUUUCAGAAUACCUCAUCUCUUUAAUAAUAUUAAAAAAAAGAGAAAGUGUGGGGAGAAAUGACAAGAAUAUAUUGGAACAUCAAUUUGGAAGAGAUGAUGGAAGCGGGAGUUCAUUUUGGUCACGGUACUCGGAAAUGGAAUCCUCGAAUGUCGCCUUAUAUCUCUGCAAAAUGUAAAGGUAUUCAUAUUAUAAAUCUUACUAGAACUGCUCGUUUUUUAUCAGAGGCUUGUGAUUUAGUUUUUGAUACAUCAAGUAGAGGAAAACAAUUUUUAAUUGUUGGGACAAAAAAUAAAGCAGCUGAUUCAGUAGCACGGGCUGCAAUAAGGGCUCGCUGUCAUUAUGUUAAUAAAAAGUGGCUUGGGGGUAUGUUAACGAAUUGGUCCACGACAGAAACGAGACUUCACAAAUUCAGGGACUUGAGAAUGGAACAAACGGCAGGGAGACUCGCUCGUCUUCCAAAGAGAGAUGCGGCGGUGGUGAAGAGACAAUUAUCUCACUUGCAAACAUAUUUGGGUGGGAUCAAAUAUAUGACAGGGUUACCGGAUAUUGUAAUCAUCGUUGAUCAACAGGAAGAAUAUACGGCCCUUCGAGAAUGUAUUACUUUGGGAAUUCCAACUAUUUGUUUAAUUGAUACAAAUUGUAACCCGGAUCUCGCAGAUAUUUCGAUUCCGGCAAAUGAUGACGCUAUAGCUUCAAUUCGAUUAAUUCUUACCAAAUUAGUAUUUGCAAUUUGUGAAGGCCGCUCUAGCUAUAUAAGAAAUCCUUGAUUCAUAAUAAA
Molecule: messenger RNA, 899 nt
Organism: Spinacia oleracea (spinach)
Lineage: Eukaryota; Viridiplantae; Streptophyta; Magnoliopsida; Caryophyllales; Amaranthaceae
Product: 30S ribosomal protein S2, chloroplastic-like
Exons: 1
Coding region: 178-888 (236 amino acids)
Biological process (GO): translation
Cellular component (GO): mitochondrial small ribosomal subunit; ribosome
Molecular function (GO): structural constituent of ribosome
Source: RefSeq, a predicted model, not a curated record